Strongylocentrotus purpuratus (purple sea urchin) is the source of this 5279-nucleotide messenger RNA. RefSeq names its product outer dense fiber protein 2 (gene odf2). The record is from RefSeq and is a predicted model, not a curated record. Bases 365 to 2929 code for a protein of 854 amino acids. Gene Ontology annotation, cellular component: centrosome. Gene Ontology annotation, biological process: regulation of cilium assembly. NCBI's taxonomy places the organism in Eukaryota, Metazoa, Echinodermata, Echinoidea, Camarodonta, Strongylocentrotidae. The transcript is spliced from 18 exons.
GAGUCCGCAAACAUCCUGACGACAGCGCAUCCUUGUUAUUGUUUUCAUUUUUCUUUUCAUUGCUUGUAUAACGGUCGACUUGAACAGCAGAUCCGCUUCCCCCACGCGACCAAACGCUACGAGGCGUCGGCAUUUUUAGGGGAUCUCCAGCCCUCAUCCAGGCCAGGCCAGGCCAUCCGCAGCCCAUCAGUCUCAGGCUAGAGUCUGCACAAUUCAGCUUGCGCUUGCGAUGAAUUUAAGUCCUUGACCGAUUUGCCAAUUAGAAGCCUCACUUAGCCGAUUGUUGGCGUUUCUCCAACUCCAGCUUCAGGUCCAAUAAAGUGUUGUAUAGCCUUGAUGUGAUUUGUGAGAUGAGUCUGUAAUCAUGACAAUUGAUAAAGUACAGUCUCUGAGUUCGGCGUCUCCACCAAUCCAUGUACACGUUGACCAGGAGACACCCGUCCAUGUCCAUGUCAAGAAAGGAGCCAAGAAAUCGGCUUCUGCGAUUGCAGUAGAGGAGAAACUUAAAGCUAGCAAGAAUCGUUUCAAUGUAACGUUGGGAUCAACUGGGAACCUGCGACCUUCAAACAGCGCAAGAGGACCGUGGGUUCCUGCACCAGGCAGGAGUACCAAGGGACAGAAAUUCAGCUGGAAUGGAGCUGGUGCACGGCUGGACAUCCAGCCCCCAACCAGGGAUGGAUCCAGCUCCACGAUGAGGAUGGAGGAUCUAAGAGAUGGGGAUAACAGGGCGGACGAACAGUACAGAGAUUAUGAGGACCGGAUAGGCACCCUCAUGACUGAAGUCGGCUCUCUCAAAACACAGAGAGAGGUGGAGAGGAGCAAGCGAGCAGCAGAUCGAGCCAAGGAGGAGCUGAAACUGUCCAGGAGGGUCCUGGAGGAGCAAGAGGAGGAGCUCCUAGGCUUCAAGGAGGAGCUCCAUAUAACAGAGAAGGAGAAUAGGCAUCUCAGGAAGUCCAUGGAGCAAAUAAAAGAAGAUGCAGACACUUCAAGAUUGGGGAAGAGUCUUGCCAGCUCUGAGAGAGACCAACUGUUGAAGAAGCUUGUAGAGACCGAGAUGGAUGCCAAGUCAGCUGCCUAUCAAGUGGAUGAACUGAGAGAAGUGGUUCAAAGACUACGAGAGGAAAAGCACAUGACUGCCAGAGAUAGCAAGGUGCUCUCAAAGCAAAGACACCUCCUCCUGGAUAAACUACAGGAUUUUGAAACUACAAACUCUUCUUUACGAGGCAUGCUACGAGAUGAACAUAAAAGACAGUCCCGUCAGAGCCAAGCGACAGAGCAGCGAGACGUCCUCCUGAAGAAGCUGACCGAAGCGGAAGGAGUGAACCAGAGUCUUAGACUAGAAGUCCUUGAGAGUUCCAGAGUGGUAGAUUCCAUGAGGGCCAACCUAGACCUAGAGCGGACCCAAGCCAAGUCCCUGGCUGACCUUCACGGGACUACGGAGACUACCAGAGCCCAUCUUCAGAAUCAACUCAGGAAACGAGAGGCUGACUGCAAUCGCAUGGCAGUUCAGAUCAGGAACGUUGAGAAUCAAGUAGAGCGAGAAAAGCUUGAAGGGGAUCACCUCAGGGCCCUGCUCCUGGCUGCCAAAGAAAAGGCCUCCGCAGACAAGGAGGCCCUCAAGAGAGCGACCCGGGUGCAGAAGGACCGUGCGUCAAGGAGCGAGGAUGCGGUGGAGAAGCUGCAGCUCCAGGUCCUGGAGGCGGAGACCAGACAGGCGGAGACAGGAGCCCAGCUGGAUGAAUGGAAGGGACUUAAUAACAGGGUCACCAGGGAGAAGAAUCAGUUGGAGAGUCAUAAUGAAUCUCUAAAAAGGAAACUAGAAGAACUGGAGCUGCAGGUGAGGGAACUAGACAUGAGUUCCAGAGUGAACCUAGACAGGGUCAACACAGAACUGCAUCAUAAGAGUACAGAAGGAAGUAACCUUAAACUGGAGAAUGAAAGACUACAGAUUUCUCUGAAAGACGCCCAGGACAAAUUGACCCAUGCACAUUCCAAUAUAGACGAACUCAAAUCCAGUAUACAGCAAUAUGAAUCCUUAGUUGCAGAUUACAAAGCACAGUUUACACAUACAGAACAGCAUGUCAUUCAUACAAUGAAUCAAUCAAGAAGAGAAGCAUUGGAUGUAUCUCAUCAGUUGGAACAGAGUCAACAUGAAGCUACCAGGGUUAAACAAGAAACUAGCAGAGAAAUCGGCAAGGUUAGAGGUAGACUGGAGCAAAGGCUUCUAGAGCUGGAACCGCUACCGGGUAUGCUGCGCUCCACAGAACAGAAGCUGGUUGAUGCUACAGAGAGACUCCUCGAGCGAGAGCAAAAGACGAUGGAGCAAACCAAACUCAUUACAGAAUUGUCCACAAAAGCGGACCAGAGCGGCACCCAGAUGGAGAAUUUCCGGCAGAAAUGGAUGUCAGCCGACGAAGAGAACCAUGCCCUCAAGGCCAAGUUUGACUCAGUUCAGAGGAGGUUGCUAGAGUGUGAGAAGCAGAACGAGGAUUUUCGCCUGAAUCUGUCGAGGAGAGAUGAAUCCGUACACGAGAUGCAAUUGAGCAUUGAAGAGCAGAAGCGUGAGAACUCCGGCUUGAUCCGUCAGCUGGAGCAGUCCAUCGCGGACAGCCGUCGUCUGGAGGAGGAGUCUCGAGAGAAGGCGUUGGCACGGGAACGGAACAGUCAGGCAAGGAUCCUAGACCUUGAAGCUCAGCAGAGUAGAGCUAAAAGUGAACUUGUACAGAACAGGAGACAGAAGGAAGAUUUGGAGCGUAAGUUCAACUCCCAGGUUUAUGAUCUCAAGGAUCGGCUAGAGCAAUCACACAGUACUAACCGCAGCAUGCAGAAUUACGUGUCUUUCCUCAAGAACUCCUACGCAAACGUCUUUGGCGAUACGUCCGGCAUGGCCACAUCACCAUACCAACCUCGAUCGUCGGCACACACUUGAUGUGGUGGGAAUUUUGUACACAACGACUGUACUGAAUUGAAUUGAUAAUCAUAUCACGUAUACAUGUAUUCAUAUUCAUAUUAUUAUUAUUACUUAUACUGCGCUUUUCCCAUAAGGCCCAAAUCGGUUAUAGUGAAUAAAAAUUAAAAUUACACAAAUACAUAUAAUAAGAAAAACAGUCUUACAACUACAAACUGCAAAAAAAGAUAUGUUUUUAAUGCCUUUCUGAAGGUAAUAUCUGAUGGAGACUGCCUAAUUCUUAGUGGUAGAUCAUUCCAUUUUUUUGAAGCAGAUACAGUAAAAGAGAUGGAAUAGCAUAACAGAAUGAACACUAUUGCAGUAGUUGAUAAUGCUAAUGAUUUGAUAUAUGUGAUCAUGGGAAAUGUUAUGUAAUCAUCAACAUAUAGUUCAAAUGACAAAUGGUGCUUUCGUAAAAGCAGCUGAAAUGGAAUGCACCAGACACGUCAAUGAUAAUUUCAGUUCAAGUAAAGAUUGAUGUAUAUUAAUUUAGUUUGAAAGAAGUAGGAAGAAGGGAGAGGUGGGGUGGAUUAUGGACAGAAACAUACAUAUCCUCAUUCAGCAUGCACAUUAGAUCAACCAUUUUUCAAGGUGCUCAGACAAUCAAGGAAUUUAUUUUUACCACUUAUCCCUGGGUAGAGAGUGGCAAGUGUAGAUCAAUGUCUUGCCAAAGGACAUUAGUGCCUGGGUAGGAUUCCAUACUUUCAACCUCUCUCUAGGUACUGUAAACAUGGUAGGAGGUCAAAGGUCACAAUGUCAUGUGAUUAUUGUGUAGAUAUUGUCCGGAAGAAGUAAUUCACUUCCAAAAACAGAGGCUUUUUGUAGCAUCUAAUUGUGUAUUCCCUUGAAUUUGUAGUCUAUUUCUUAUGAAUUUAACUUGCAUGAGUUUGUGCAUGUAGAUCAUGAAUGUGUAGAUAUCAAACAGAAAGAGUUAUAUUUGUAAAGAAUCUGUAACUUAACUCAUUGUUUGUAAUGAUUGGAAAUACAUGUAAUUAGAGAGAUAUAAUUCUGUUUGUUUUCACUGGCAAGAGUGCUAUUGGUACACUGUUUUAAGCCUGUCUGUAUUGGUACUUUAUUCAUCCUAAAUUGAAAGCAAUUCUUUGUAUUUGCACCUAACAUAAUUCUUUGUUUUUAACUGGCGAGAGUGCUUAGGGUACUGUGUUUUUAGCUUGAUCAGGGAUGCCAGUUUUCAGGCAAUAGCCUGAGUUCAGGUCCUGGCGAGUUAUUUUCAGACCAUAGUUUAGGCUUUUUUGUGUACAAAAUAGCUAAUUCUAGGUGAUUUUCAGGCCCUUUGAUCAAUUCUAACUGGCAUCCCUGCUUGAUUAUAUGUAUUUGAUGAUCAAUACAUAUCUCAAUAAUGUGACAGUUAUCAAGUACAUCGCUACACGUCUAUUGGUGAACUUAAAAGAUGGUGUUAAGAUAAUAUUCUGUAAAUGAAGUAUUUGUUAAGAGCAUGAGUUUGUGUGAAUGUUUUCGGACAAUCAGUAAUCUUUUUUAAUUUUUAAAAUGUGUGUGUCAUUAUAUAUUCAACAGUGUUUUUAUCUGUAUAUCAUUCUUUUUAAGAGCAAUGUUACGUACGAUCAGACCUUUUAAUGAUUACUUUGAAAAUUGACAUUAGGAAAAAUGAUAUGCCUUCAAAGUUGGUACCCAUAAUGAAAUUGUGAAGUUGUUUAUACCUGUCAUUCUGUAGGUGACUUGGUAACAUUGCCUCAGAUCUGACACAAAAUCCUGGAUAAAGCUAAUGCUGCAAUCAUAAUUAUAAACCUUUAGGUCAGUCAGGAUAUUACCGGUAUUGUAUUAUUACAGUGGAAAUGAUGAUAAACAGUUCAACUCCUGUCUUUGUGUCUAAUUUUCUUAAAUUAUUUACUCCCAUUUUAGUUGUAGAGAUAUCUUGCUCUUUUUUUAAAAACCAUAUACUGCUUGUGUAAAGAAACAUGUUUGUGCCAGAUUACCGGUGACCAUAAAUUUUUAUACUUUUUUUUUUUCUUUUUGCAAAGUUAGAAAUUAGUCCAGAAGGUACAUGAAUUUUUGUACUCAUGCUGUUUUUAAGGUAUACUUGUAUUGUCCUUUUAGGGCUCUAGAAAUAUAUUUUGUGCCAAUUUACGCAGAUACAACAAAAAUGAAAUUGUAAUUCAUAAACAUGUAAAAAGAUAAUUUUCGAGGCAAGAUGUUAAGAGACCAAUAAAUAAUACAAUAUUAUUUCUUGUGAAAUUAAAAAAUAUGGUUCCUGAUUAUUCAGUACUACUGUGCCAUCUUGAUUAUUGGAAUGAUUCAGAAGUUUGUAAAAAAAAAAAAAAAAUGCUCUAAUAAAUCAUACCAUCUCUGAAAUACA